Messenger RNA from Sciurus carolinensis (gray squirrel), 1111 nucleotides. It is a transcript of the gene Tcf24, whose product is annotated as transcription factor 24. Gene Ontology annotation, biological process: developmental process; regulation of transcription by RNA polymerase II. Gene Ontology annotation, molecular function: DNA-binding transcription factor activity, RNA polymerase II-specific; protein dimerization activity; RNA polymerase II transcription regulatory region sequence-specific DNA binding. The transcript has 3 exons. Lineage: Eukaryota; Metazoa; Chordata; Mammalia; Rodentia; Sciuridae. The coding region runs from base 159 to 641 and encodes 160 amino acids. The record is from RefSeq and is a predicted model, not a curated record.
GAAGCUGAAAGCGGCCUUUGGCUUCGACCCGACAACGAUGGAGUGACCCGCGCGGCCCUGUCCACGCAGACCCGGUUUGACGCCCCUGACCCCUUGCACAGCAGAUUCAAGACCCGCAGGACAGCUCCAGGAAAGAGCGCUUGGCGCUGGAAUUUGCCAUGGACCGCGGCCGCCCGGCAAACAGCCCUUUAAGCGCCAGUGCUGAGCCGGCGCCCCCAGGCACCUUCACCCGCGACUCAAGCCCGGGGCGGAUUGGGAUCGGUGCGCGCUCCGGAGGAGGCCGGCCAGCUGCAGCGAACGCAGCGCGGGAGCGCAGCCGCGUGCAAACCCUGAGGCACGCCUUCCUGGAGCUCCAGCGCACGCUGCCGUCGGUACCGCCAGACACCAAGCUGUCCAAGUUGGACGUGCUACUGCUGGCCACCACUUACAUCGCGCACCUUACCCGCAGCCUGCAGGACGACGCCGAGGGACCUGCCGACCCUGGUCUGGGAGCUUUGAGUGGUGACGGCUAUCUGCACCCAGUCAAGAAGUGGCCCAUGCGAUCAAGAUUAUACAUCGGUGCUACUGGUCAGUUUCUGAAGCAUUCCAUCUCCGAAGAAAAAGCAAAUCAUAGCAACACUCCAACAGACUCACAGCCUUAGACUCUCUCGUGGUGGGGGCUGGUAGAGGUGAUGUCUAUUGUUUUUAAAUACUAUGAAAGAAUUACGUAUUUAUUACAUCAAACAUAACAAACAUCAUUUCUGAUAGUUCACAUUAGAGCCGAUAGUUUGAUGUCCAGAUUUAUCUGUCUAAAUGUGGAGUGAAGUAAUCAAUCUUAUAUAAAACACACAGCUUAUCUAUUCAUUGUGAGAGUCAUUGCUGUAUAGUACAAAAGAAACUAUUAGAAAAAGACACACAAAAGGAAACAAUUAUGUAUAUAUCCAAAGAAGGCACACAUUUUCUGUAGUAUACCUAUUAUAAACUUAAAAGCCAAUAUCUAUUAGUAUAGUCUUUCUUGUUUAAAAAAAAAAUCGUGUUUGUGGUAUCUCAGUGUUCCAUCUUUGUGAAGACCAAGAAGUCAUUUUAACUGUCAGAUGCAAGAUCUUUCAUUUAGUUUGGCUUUAUAUGUAUA